CUCCCAACCUGAGAAUCAGGUUAUGGACUUCACCGCAGGAGACUUGAGCCAUUUGGAAGCACUGGUAGCGGUUACACCAUCCAUGCUACCGUAUGUCCCUCCUACUCCUCCUUCGGACAAAGCAAAUUCGAAUAAGGCCAUGCGACCUUAUAUUGAUAAGGCAGCCAUCGCCAUGUGGAGCAAAGGUGUUGCCACGCUGAGGCUCUUCAACAUUGCCAGAAUGUCAACCAUGUCACCGCUGAUGUUGGAGUAUUGGGGUACACUACUGAAGAGGUUUGAAGCUUUUAUUCAAUCGUUACCAGAAGUGUGGGUACUCAUUUGUCCUCCCAUACCUGGCUUGAUGGAAGAGGAGUAUGGCCAAGUCGGUGCUAUUGAAGGAGAACUUGGGCAGGAGGAAAUUGGCGAUGCUGGAAUUGGAGAUGAAGCUAAUGAAGUUAUUCCCCUAAGAAAGUCAGUGUUUGGCAAAAGGAAAAGUGUGGCUCAGCCACCCAAAAGUAGAGCACGUAGAGCUUCUGUUUUGCCAGCCAGUAAGCAAAGCAGGGCCAAAGCACCCACGCCCUCCAAGACAAGAACUACCAAGGGUAAGGAGGUGGGUGACGAUAGUGACAGUGAUGAGAGUUCAUGGGGCAAUCCAGAUCCCGAGGUGAUUGAGCGGAUCAAGAGAUUGCGACCCAUUUGUGGUGCUUCUAGUGAGAGCUUUGGUCCUAUUCCCGUCCCUAGUGAUGAGAAAGUUCCAUUCAAGUCUGAAAAGGCCAAAAGGGAAGAAAGAAAAAAAGGGGGAAGGCAUCUCGAACCUUCCCCUUCCUCUUCAAUCUUUACUUUUCUCUUUCCCGAUCCAGCUUCCUCCCCAAACCAGCCGGUAGCCACAAUCGCCAACCAUCACUGGCAAUCAUACACUGCUACGCCCCCCCUUGCACGCCUGCACCCCUACUUCCGGUAAUCAUACCCUUCUAGACGCCUGUGCCCCUACUUCCUGCACUCCUAUGCCCCCUGCACACCCUCUGCACCCCCUUCUUUUGCACCGAGCCAGCCCCCUCUUCUGCAACCCUCUAUACCCCUGUUGCUGCACCGAGCCUACGCCCCUGUACUGCUGCGCCCCUUUGCCCUGUUGCACCUCCUGCACUCUACACCCCCAAUCCUGCGCCUCUACACUCCUGCUUGCUACAACCCUGUUCUUGCCUCACCUACAAAAAAAAAACAACACAUACAAAAAAAAAUCGACAUCAUCAGUGUUGGAGGAAGUUUUUAUUUUAUUAUUUGGCUAUAUAUAUAGAAAAAAAUCAGAUCAAGGGGGGUCUUUUUUUUUUUUUUUUUUUGGUUGAUUUUGGGAGUCUUCGUCUGGGUUUUCGAGAGAGGCAGAGGAAGAGGGUGAAGUCUGAAAAGAAAAAAGGAGAUCUAGUUUUGAAGAGAGUGGUUUUUGUUUUUGAGGUUCUGGAGAAUUCUGGAGAAUAUUUGGAGGAGGGGUUCUUUUUUUGGGUUUUUCUUUUCAGAGUUUUUCUUCUUCUUCUCAUCACGGUGAAAAAAAAAAAGAGAGAAAAGGAAAGAAACAGAAGAGAGAAGUCCGCAAAAGAAGAGGUUUGAGGGAGAAGAAAUUCUGUUUGGGAAGAGCAACAGCGUCAAAAACAGUGAGGUGGAUUGGGAGCUCCAUUUUUUUGGGUCUUCAUUGUCAAUAGGUACAAUUCUGGAAUAGAGGAUUUUUUUUUGGGAAAAUGGAGAAGGAAAUGGUGGAAGCUUGAUCCCGUGGGUGGGAUUCCUUCCAUCAAAUCCAGAUCUGUCUUCUUCUAAAAAAUCCGCCGUGUUUGCUUUGUUUUUACCUUCUCUGUUGAUGUUUUCAUUUUCUUUUAUUUAGAUAUGAUGUUAAGUUUAUGUAUGUUUUUUCCUGGAAACGAAAAAUGAAAAAAGGAAAAAAUCAAGGAUUGUUCUGUUU
This is a messenger RNA of Rubroshorea leprosula, 1927 nucleotides long. The record is from the annotation of a GenBank genome assembly. Lineage: Eukaryota; Viridiplantae; Streptophyta; Magnoliopsida; Malvales; Dipterocarpaceae.